This is a messenger RNA of Magnolia sinica, 3433 nucleotides long. Its product is annotated as probable alpha,alpha-trehalose-phosphate synthase [UDP-forming] 9. Bases 265 to 2790 code for a protein of 841 amino acids. The transcript has 3 exons. The record is from RefSeq and is a predicted model, not a curated record. Gene Ontology annotation, cellular component: cytosol. NCBI's taxonomy places the organism in Eukaryota, Viridiplantae, Streptophyta, Magnoliopsida, Magnoliales, Magnoliaceae. Gene Ontology annotation, molecular function: catalytic activity. Gene Ontology annotation, biological process: trehalose biosynthetic process.
UGCCCCACUUACUCAUCUCUCUCCCUCUCAAAAUCUCGGAAGCCCUCCAAAAUCCAUCACUGUUGAAAAAAAGGCCCAAACCAUUGAUAUGGACAUCCUCUACAAAACCACCUCUUAUUCCUUCCUUCACAUCCCAAAGCCAUCUCUCUCCACCGUAUCCAUUCCCCUCAUCUGCAACACCCACCGAUAAUAAAUAAAUAAACAAAACCAAAAAUACUGAUAUUUCACCCCCAAUUUUUAACAUUUAACCCCCACUUUUUUGAAAUGCUGACCCAAUCCUGCACCAACCUCCUCGACCUCUCAUCAUCCCAAGAACUCCCUUCUCUCCGCCUCCCCCGCGUCGUCACCGCUCCCGGCAUCAUCUCCGACUUCUCAGACCCCACCCCUCCUCCCCCCCCGGCCCGCCGCAUCAUCAUCGUCUCCAAUCAUCUCCCCCUCCGGCCCCACCACGAAUCCCGCUUCGAAUUCGACCCUGACGCUCUCGUCCUCCAGCUCAAAUCUGGCUACCCUACCGACACCCAAUUCAUCUUCGUCGGCUCCCUCGGCCCUCACUUCGACAUCAACCCAUCCGAUCACGACGAUGUCGCCCGCCACCUGUUUGAUAGAUUUCGCUGCGUCCCAACCUUCCUCCCGCCCGACAUCUACCAAAGAUUCUACCAUGGAUUCUGCAAGCACCACCUCUGGCCCUUGUUCCAUUACAUGCUCCCGCUCUCCCCCUCCCGAGGUGGGGCCCGCUUCGACCGCUCCCUCUGGCAGGCCUACGUCUCCGCCAACAAGAUCUUCGCCGACAAGAUCAUGGAGGUUAUCAACCCAGAUGAUGACUACGUGUGGGUCCACGACUACCAUCUGAUGGUUCUUCCGACAUUCUUGAGGAAGCGGUUCAAUCGGGUCAAGCUCGGGUUUUUCCUGCACAGCACCUUCCCCUCGUCGGAGAUCUACCGCACGCUGCCCGUUCGCGAUGAGAUACUCCGGGCACUGCUGAAUUCGGACCUCAUCGGAUUCCACACGUUUGAUUAUGCCCGCCAUUUCCUUUCGUGUUGUAGUCGAAUGCUGGGGUUGGAUUACGAAUCGAAGCGUGGGUAUAUUGGAUUGGAGUAUUAUGGGCGUACCGUGAGUAUUAAGAUCUUGCCUGCUGGAAUUGACAUGGGUCAGAUUGAAUCUUUGCUGUCGAUGCCUGAUACGACCCGCAUGGUCCGGGAGCUGCGGGAGAGGUUUGAUGGGAAGAUUGUGCUAUUGGGUGUUGAUGAUAUGGAUUUGUUUAAGGGGAUUAGCUUGAAGUUUCUGGCAUUGGGUCGGCUUUUGGAGCAACGGCCUGAUUUGAAGGGGAAGGUGGUUUUGGUGCAGAUCACAAAUCCAGCUAGGAGCCAGGGGACGGAUGUGCAGGACGUCCAGAAUGAGACCCGGGCAGUGGCGGAGAGGAUCAAUGGGGCCUUCGGGUACCCGGGUUAUGACCCAAUUGUCGUCAUCGAUCGGAUGGUCCCGACACACGAGAAGUUCGCCUACUACACGAUUGCAGAGUGUUGCGUUGUGAAUCCAGUGCGGGAUGGGAUGAAUUUGGUGCCAUACAAGUACACGGUCUGCCGCCAGGGGAUCCCUGCAUUGGGUGAGGAUGGCCCGCCGAAGAAGAGCGUGAUCGUGGUGUCGGAAUUCAUUGGGUGUUCUCCAUCCCUCAGCGGAGCCAUCCGGGUCAACCCGUGGAACAUCGAUGCGGUGGCCGAUGCCAUGAAUCUGGCCGUAACCAUGCCGGACACGGAGAAGCAGAUGCGACAUGACAAGCAUUACAAGUAUGUCAGCUCCCACGACGUCGCGUACUGGGCCCGCAGCUUCGAUCAAGACCUGGAACGAGCUUGCAGAGACCAUUUUGUGAGGCGGUGCUGGGGCAUCGGGUUCGGAUUGGGCUUCCGGGUCGUGGCGCUGGGGCCCAAUUUCAGGAAGCUGUCUGUUGAGCACAUUGUAUCGCCAUACAAGAAGGCGAACAGCCGUCUGAUCUUGCUGGAUUAUGAUGGGACCGUGAUGCCACAGGCGUCUGUGGACAAGACACCCAGUGGCGAGGUCAUAUCUGUAUUGAAUGGAUUAUGCAGCGAUCCGAAGAAUGUGGUUUUCAUAGUUAGUGGCAGAGGGAAGGAUUCAUUGAGCAGGUGGUUUUCGCCUUGUGAGAAGCUGGGAAUUUCAGCCGAGCAUGGUUACUUCACAAGAUGGAGUAGGGAUUCUCCAUGGGAGUCCUGUUCGAUAGCAACAGAUUUCGAAUGGAAGAAUAUUGCGGAACCUGUGAUGAAACUCUACACCGAGGCGACUGAUGGCUCUUCAAUAGAACACAAAGAAAGCGCAAUUGUUUGGCACCAUCAAGAUGCAGACCCGGAUUUCGGUUCGUGCCAGGCAAAGGAACUGCUUGAUCACCUAGAGAACGUGCUCGCAAACGAGCCGGUCGUUGUUAAAAGGGGCCAGCAUAUAGUGGAAGUGAAACCGCAGGGAAUAAGCAAGGGUCUCGUUGUGGAAAAGCUCAUCUCAACCAUGUUGAAUAAUGGGAAGCCCCCAGAUUUCGUCUUGUGUAUUGGGGACGACCGGUCUGAUGAGGACAUGUUCGAGAGCAUCGCGAGCACUGUCAACAGCCCGUCCUUGCCUGCGAUAGCCGAGGUUUUCGCAUGCACAGUUGGUCAGAAGCCAAGCAAAGCAAAAUACUAUCUCGACGAUACCGUGGAUGUCAUAAAACUGCUCCAAGGCCUUGCAGUUGCAUCAUCCAGACCACCAAGAACAGCCCAUCUUCGAGUGUCAUUUGAAGGGUCUCUUUGAAUUGAGUUGGAAGUCUCCACGCAUAUGUUCUUUUAGAGAAUUACAUGGCGAAAUCCUGCUCUAUAAGCAGGCAUCCUGGUGAAUUCCCAACUUGGGGUUGUUUGUUUGGAGACAACAUACCAUUGGCAAAUUGCAAUCCGCUUAUUCGGUAUUCUCUCUCCUGCUGGGUGCAGUGCCACAUGAAGCUGUUUCGACGGAUAUCGGAAGCCAUCUUGUACAUGAUAAUAUUUGCUUCCACAGAUCAUAUGAUACGUGAAAACUAAAUCAGAUUUUUUUUUCCCCUUCAACUCUGAUAUCUGUUCUUCACUUCAUGUAGAGAGAUAAUACUGACUCAGCAACCAUAAAGAAAUUGAUCAGCGGCGGUCCUGAUAUAAAGAGAAUAAACGGGUUGGGUCUGAUGGGUCUGCAGACCUGAUACACUGGAGGGGAAUUGAUCUUCUGGCCGUGCUUGCUCUCAGAUGUACAUAUCUAAGCAUAGUCUCUUUUAUGUUAUUUAAAUUUCAUGUGUAAAACAGGUACGAGAAUUCACAUAUGAAUAGACUACGUUUCAUUUCAUUUCAUUUCUUUAUAUAUGUAAAUGUAGCUGUAUCCUAUCCAACAAUGAUUAGCAAUGCCCUGUUCAAAUGCUUGUAGUUUGAUUUCA